AUGGCCGACCCCACGGGCCUCAUCGCCAAGAGCGGUAUCGAGCUGCUCACAUUCGGAACGCCCAAUGGCUACAAGAUCAGCAUUCUCCUGGAAGAGCUGAAAGGCGCCUACGGAAAGGACUACACCUAUCAGUCGAUCAAUAUCGCGCACAACAUACAGAAAGAGCCUUGGUACACAGCCAUAUGCGCCAACGGUCGGAUCCCUGCCAUCGUCGACCACGACCGCGGCGGCUUCGCCGUGUACGAGGGCCUCGCCAUCCUGGGCUAUCUUACACGCCGGUACGACCCGCUGAAUAAGUUCAGCUUCCCUGUCGACAGCAACGAGUACGACGAGGCCGAGACCUGGAUGGCUUGGCAGCACGGUGGAUUGGGACCGAUGCAAGGUCAGGCGGGCCACUUCGUGCGCUACGCGAAGGAGAAGAUCCCCUACGGCAUCCAGCGGUACGUCGGCGAGACGGAGCGCCUAUACGGCAUUCUGAACAAGCGCCUAGAAGGCCGCGACUACGUCGUCGGGAACAAGUUCAGCAUCGCCGACAUCAAUCUCCUCGGGUGGGUCAAUGUCGCGCGGCUCGCGGGGAUUAUCCUGGAAGAGCAGUUCCCGAACAUUGGGAGGUGGCUCGAUCGGUGCCUUGAACGGCCGGCGGUGAGAAGGGGCUUCGCGAUCCCGUAUGUCUCGCCGUUGACGAAUGCUAGUGUCAAGGAGAUUGUGGAGACGAAUCCGGCUAUGAAGAGGCAGGUCGAGGAGACGGAUAAAUUGAUUAUGAAUGCGAAGACGCAGUAUGGGUAUAAGUAUGCCUCGCCUUAG
Messenger RNA from Xylaria bambusicola, 804 nucleotides. Its product is annotated as glutathione S-transferase II. NCBI's taxonomy places the organism in Eukaryota, Fungi, Ascomycota, Sordariomycetes, Xylariales, Xylariaceae. The transcript has 3 exons. Bases 1 to 804 code for a protein of 267 amino acids. The record is from RefSeq and is a predicted model, not a curated record.